Puma concolor (puma) is the source of this 717-nucleotide messenger RNA. The record is from RefSeq and is a predicted model, not a curated record. Lineage: Eukaryota; Metazoa; Chordata; Mammalia; Carnivora; Felidae.
AUGAUGGAGACAAACAAGACACAGGUGACGCAGUUUGUUCUCACAGGACUGACAGAUCGUUCAGGAAUGCAGGCCCCCCUGUUCCUGGUGUUCUUGGUCAUCUACCUCACCACCAUGGUGGGCAACCUCGGACUGACUUUCCUCACCUGGAAGGACCCCCAUCUUCACACCCCCAUGUACUUAUUCCUUGCUAGUUUGGCCCUUGCAGAUGCCUGUUCCUCAUCCUCUGUGACUCCAAAGAUGCUAAUGAAUUUUUUAUCUAACAAUCACAUGAUAUCCCUGGCUAAAUGCAUCACCCAAUUUUAUAUUUUUGCUUCCAGUGCCACCACAGAGUGUUUCCUCUUGGUAGUGAUGGCCUAUGACCGCUACGCAGCCAUAUGCAACCCCUUGCUUUAUCCAGUGGUGAUGUCCAACCGACUCUGUACCUGGUUGAUAAGUGUGUCAUAUGCGAUUGGUUUUCUGCAUCCCGUCAUUCAUGUGGGAUUAUUGUUUAGAUUAACCUCCUUCUCCACGUGCAGCGCCCACCUGCUCUCUGUCUCUUUGUUCUAUGGCACUCUCUUCUUCAUGUAUGUGCGUCCUGGGUCUGGGCCAGAUCAAUAUCAGGAUAAAAUGUAUUCAUUGUUCUACACGGUUAUAAUCCCCCUGCUAAACCCCUUUAUUUAUAGCCUAAGAAACAAGGAAGUUUUAGGUGCACUGAGAAAAGUGAUAAAGAAAUAA